This is a messenger RNA of Dicentrarchus labrax (European seabass), 2704 nucleotides long. It is a transcript of the gene glipr1a, whose product is annotated as GLI pathogenesis-related 1a. Lineage: Eukaryota; Metazoa; Chordata; Actinopteri; Moronidae. Gene Ontology annotation, cellular component: extracellular region. The record is from RefSeq and is a predicted model, not a curated record. The transcript is spliced from 7 exons. The coding region runs from base 89 to 895 and encodes 268 amino acids.
GCAAUUUCCUGUUGCAGUUUGACAGACACGCCUGUACUUCGAAACCACAGCUUCUGUGCCUUCGCUUUUGCCGUUUUAUUCUUAAAGCAUGGGGAGCAUAGUUGAGAUAUUACUGUGGGCCUUGAUUAUCCUGGACUCAGGGGGGUGUUCAGUCUCACUACCAGAAAUCACUGAUGGAAACUUCAUUCAUCAGUGUGUGAUGGAGCACAACAGCGCACGGUCUGCUGUUAGUCCAGCUGCAAGUAAUAUGCUCUACAUGACAUGGGAUGAAGGCUUGGCCAUCACUGCAAGAGCGUGGGCAAGACACUGUCUAUUUGAACACAACACCUUCCUCAACGAUGUCCGCCGAGUGCAUCCUACCUUCAGCUCAGUAGGAGAAAACAUAUGGACAGGCUACCCGCCAUCAUCUUUUGAUGUGGCACAUUCAAUUAAACGUUGGGUGGAUGAAAAACAAGACUAUGACUACGACAGCGACUCCUGCACUAAAGUCUGUGGCCACUACACACAGGUUGUGUGGGCAAGAAGCUACAAGGUUGGUUGUGCUGCCCAGCUGUGCCCAAAUGGUGUCAAAAACACUGAAUUUGGUUCUAGAGAGAGUGUCAUUUUUGUAUGCAACUAUGCUCCAGCGGGUAACGUGGCCAGAAAGAAACCAUAUGAAACCAAGGGUACAGAAUGUUCUGGAUGUGAAGGCAAAUGUGAAAGUAGACUCUGCCGUAGCCAAGAACGUGAUUCACAGAAAAGCUACAACUGGAGCCCAGACUGGGACCCUGCCGUGGCUGUCAGUGGCUCCAACUAUGUCUCUAUUCUGAUUGCCCGACCCAUUGCCCUCAUCUUCACCUUCAUCACAGCAUAUGUAGUCCACCACUUUUACCCUGAUGUCUUCUGCUACGAAUAGACCACCUAUGAAGGACAUGGACUUAUUCAGUCAGUGCCAAGGAAGAAUUCUCCUGUGGCCAACUCCAUGUCAACCUACAACAAUGAUCCACACAGUUAAAAACUUAAGUUCAAAUAAAUAGUUUAAAUAUGCAGAAAUAGCCACUUUAGCAUAGCUUUUUAUAAUGCAGUUCAAUGUUGUGUGAGCAAGUGUGCACUCGUGGGAUAUGCUACGUUAACUUUAGCUCUUGCAGCAAGUAAAGUGAGUAGUGUUAAUGUCCAUGAAGCUGUUAUUCAAAGUUCUGACCUUGCUGUCUGGCUGGGAUGGAGGGAAUGGUGUGUACUCCUUCUUCACACUCUUCUUCUUGGGCUCCCUGCGCUUGGCCAGGUUCUUGUGGCGGAACUUGGGCAGGAAGCGUUCCCAGCUCUGCACCCGCAGUUCGGGGUCUCUGGACAGCUCCCGUUUGAUCAUCAGUGUCUGAUGGUUCCAGCGUAUAUGAGAAUAUGAAAUGGGGGGGUGGAGUAAAAGUGAUAAAAAUGUGAUACUUUGGUGAGGUUUACUUUCAUGCCACAACAAAAUAUAGUUUUAUUACCAGCAGCUAUCAAUGCUGAAUCACACUGGUUUAGUGGUAACAGUAAGACUUCUACAGUUAGGUGAGGCCGUUACAAACUGAUAAAACCUGCAUUAACCUCUCAACUGUUGUUUGUCCAAGACAGAUCACCAGUGGAGAAGUUGCUGCAAGGCUCUCCAGGUCGAGUGUGCCGGCAUGUUCGUAAAAUGUGUUUGUAUUUUUUGUUUUUCUUUUAAAAAAAAAAAAAAAAAAAUCAUAUGAAGUAGGGGUCAAAUACUGAAACUACUAACCAGCCCAGACAAUUUUAGCCAUUCGGUUGUGUUAUGCAAGUAGCAGCUAAUGUAGCCCUGCUCUUCUAGCGUAAAGCAUAACCUCAGAUUGGUUCAUUUUCAAACUCUUCCUUCAGCUUCCACUUGACCAAAAAAAGCUUUAUGCAACUUUAUUUAAAUAUGCAGUAGUACUUGCCAACACUGGUAAACACACAUUUAGGUGUGGAAUUGGUGGAGUUCCCCUUAAAGGUGUAAAACGUCAAUGCCUGUAUAUAUUUAUAGUUUCAUAAAAACUAUUUUAAUUUGAAGGCAGUGGUCUUUACUGCGGAAGAACCACAGGAAAUAGUGACAUUAGCUUAUGAAAACAUUCAGAUGUUUUUCAGCACUUUUUGCCAGAAAGAUUUGAAAUGGACACAAUGAUUUCUUAUUACAUCUCUAACAUGAUGAAGGUGCACAGGUCUGAAAACAACAACCUCAGUCAGAGUUAUGUAGUUAAGCAGUUUAGAUACAAACAAGAUGGAUCCACACAUGUAGUGGUUAGAUGUAGACCAGAAGUGUUUGGGCACUCAGUUUGUAAGGCGUGUUCAGAAUAUGUUCCCAAGACUAGUAAUCCUACAUGACAAAGUGUGGCUGAUUCUCUCGUGCCCUCAGCUCCAGGGUGAGCCAGCCUUGGCAUACAAACCCAGAGAGAUUCAUUUCAGUCAGGAGAUCAAGAACAAGGAUGGAAAACAUCUUCAUUGGGCAUGAAUGCAGCCUGUCCAAACAUUUCAAUCCAUCCAGUACUUUUGCCUUUUAGCUGAUUCUGUCAGCAGUUUGAUCAUACCUUGAUGUUGUAGAUGGGGUGAAUGUUCUUCAUCGUGUCCAUCACCACUUUGCGUACCUGAACAACAUAGAGAGACAUGAGACAAUGCUUCUACAUCCUGUGUUCUUUGUGUAAAAAUGUAUUCUGUUUUAGUAUUCAGGCUUAAUAAAACCCAACUCAUUAUGAAA